GGGGCCGCGGCCUGAGGCGGAGGUGCCGCUCUCGGCCCCAGGGGCUUCCCUGGGGCUGCUGAGAUCCGGGGACUGCCCUCGAAGGUUCAUCCCGGGCUGCCUCAGGCCAGGGCAGCGGCCGCCCCACGGUGCGGCGGCGGAGGAUGCUCAGGCUGGCGCCGGUCUGUCACUCACCGUGGUGCUGCUCUGUCGCUCCUGUUUGUCAGCCAUAGGCGCCCUUAGGGACAGCAGAGUACAAAACUGGAGCAAACAACUGAGGAUGUCAUCCUGUUUGGCUCAGGAGGUUCACCUUGCUAGAAGACAUGAGGAGAUACUGUCUCAGAGAUCAGAGCUGCUACAGCAGAUGGAGACUUAUCUAAGAGACAAAAAGACUAAAAAGACAUGGCAAACUCAAGCAGCUGAUGCAGCUCAUAAAAGGAAUGCAGCACUUUUAAAUGAUAUAGAAGCAGCAGAAAAAAGGCUGCAAGAAAGAACAUAUUUACUUCCACAUCCUGAUACUGUUAAGUUAGAAACUCUCUAUUGGGCAUCAAUAAAAGAAUCUCUCCCCAAAUGGGAAGAGUUUCUUUUAGGAAGAGCAGAAGUUCCUAUUGGCUUUAAGAAAAUGAAAGCUACAAAGCAGAGCAUAAACUACCCUGAAGAAGAUUCACAAAAAUAAACAUUUUAGUUUCAUUUUGUUUUGUAAUUUAUCACUUAACCAGAGAAGAUCAUCCAGAUAUCAACAGAAUAUCAUGCCAUUAAACUGAAAUGUAAAUAAUUUAAAUUAAAAUGAAUUACAUAGGAUUAUUUAAUUCCA
Melospiza georgiana is the source of this 793-nucleotide messenger RNA. It is a transcript of the gene CEP15, whose product is annotated as centrosomal protein 15. The record is from RefSeq and is a predicted model, not a curated record. Bases 260 to 655 code for a protein of 131 amino acids. Lineage: Eukaryota; Metazoa; Chordata; Aves; Passeriformes; Passerellidae. The transcript has 5 exons.